Messenger RNA from Trachemys scripta elegans, 4744 nucleotides. RefSeq lists its product as uncharacterized. Gene Ontology annotation, molecular function: zinc ion binding. The record is from RefSeq and is a predicted model, not a curated record. The coding region runs from base 153 to 3578 and encodes 1141 amino acids. NCBI's taxonomy places the organism in Eukaryota, Metazoa, Chordata, Testudines, Emydidae. The transcript has 7 exons.
GUGCACGCUGGGACACCGAGGCAUUGUCCUGUCCCGGCUCCCGGCCGCGGCGCGCGCGGUGCAUUGUGGGGGAGGAGCCCCGGUGCCCGGGCCCCCGGGACGGGAGGGAGCUCGGCAGUGGCUCCCCGCGCCCACCCUCCGCCCGCAGGGCCAUGGGGGACCUGGGCCUGGGCCAGGAGUUCCACACGUGGCAUCAGUUCAGCAGCUUCUUCGAUGACUGGUGCGAGAAGCACAAGGUGCUAUUCAUCAUCGCCAGCCUCAAGCCGCUGAUCUCGCUGCGCCAGAACCCGCUGCACUACCAGCCCAGCCUGGCCGCCACCCUGCGCUUCCGCUUCGUCCGCCUCAUCUGCAAGCACAGCGGCACCUACGUGGGCCAGAGCACCGUGCAACGCAACCGGCUCAGCGAGAAGAUCGACUGCCCGGCCUCCAUCACGCUGCGACUGGGCCCCAAGAAGGACCGGCUGGUGGUGAUUGAGGCCAGCCUGGAGCACAACCACAAGUUGUCAGAGGUGGAGUUUGCUCACUACUUCAAGCGUCACCAGCUGGAGGCCAGCAUGGGGCUGCCCAUCCGCAUCACCAACAGCGUGUCCAAGCGGUUCCUGGCGCCCGACCUGAUCUGGAACCUGGAGGACUACAGCAAGGCCAAGGACAAGGGCAUGUGCGAGUUGCUGAGCCAGCUGGACGGCCUAUUCAAGAGCGACCCGGCCGCCAAGGUCAAGCUGGUCUUCCAAGAGGACGUGGCCGUGCUCAACAGCAUCUUCCUGGCCACGUCGCACAUGCGGAGCCUGGUGCAGCGCUUCCCCCGCUGCCUCUACAUGGACAAGGCGGCCUGCGUCAACAGCGAGUUCGAGCUCUACUCGGUGCUCUGCCAGGAUGGCAACGGGCGGGGCCGCGAGUGCGCCUACUGCGUGGCCCGCCGGGGCGUGCCCGAUCUGGUCAUCUUCAUUGUGGCCUCCCUGGUGCAGAGCGCGCCCGACAUCAAGCUGAAGGUGAAGUGCCUGACCGUGGGGGCGGGCAUCACGGACGUGGACGCGGUGGAGGAGGUGCUGCCUUGUGCCCGGGUGCAGAUCUGCCGGCUGCAGGUGCUGGAGGCGCUGUACCGCAAGGCGCGCGAGCUGGCUGUGCCCAAGGAGGACAAGGUGCGCAACCUGCUGCACAACAUGGCCAACGCCAGCUCGCCCCGCGUCUACAGCCAGUACCUCAGCGACCUGGAGGACGUGGCGCCGCUUCCCUUCCUGCAGUACUACCUGGAGCACUGGCACCACAACAAGGGCAUGUGGGCGGAGUGCUGGGCCUUCGAGCGCAACUGCGACUGCCCCUUUCUGGAGCACAUGAGCUUCCACCAGCAGAAGCUGCGCUCGGCGCUGAGCCCGCCCCUGGGGCUGGCGGCCUGUGUGCGGGGGCUGCUGGAGCUUCAGGCGCUGCGGGUGGAGAUGGCGGCGCUCAAUGAAGAGCGGGUGUCGGAGCUGUACCGCGCCGUGUGCCCGCCAGACAGCGCUGCGCUCAUCGCCGAGGAGCUUGGCCUGGCCAAGCACGCCAACUACCACGUCAAGGAGGUGCCCGAGGGCUUCCUGCUGGAUGGCGGCAUCUGCUCCUUCCUGGUGAGCCGCGACCUGGCCGCCUGCUCCUGCUCCAUAUAUGUCUCAAGCCGCCGGCCCUGCCGCCACCUCUUCGCCACCCGCCUCUGGACUGGGCAGCCCCUCUACGACCCCGGCUUGCUGCAUGCCCCAUCGGGCGGUGAGGGGCAGGACACCUACCCGGGGCUGGGCAAUGGCUGUAUUGAUGAGCUGGAAGGAAACAUAGGCCCAUUGCUGGUGAAGCAUACAGGUGCAGAAGUGGUGAGUAACGCCGGGGACACACAGUACUACAGAGCGAGCUGCAUCGUUGGCUGGAUGAUAGCUUGCAGUGUAUCCUGGAGACUGGCAGGGGGACGGGGAGGGCUGCAGUGCAUUGUGGGAACUGGGGGCUGGGCUCAGGCGCCCCGCGGGAUGGAGGAGGACGAGCUGCAGGAGAAGGAGUUCUUCUCGUGGGAGGAGUUCAGCACCUUCUUCGAUGCCUGGUGCGAGCGCAGGAAGGUCCUGUUCUUCGUCAAGAAUUCGGUGCCGCUCAGCAAGUGCAAGUGGGCAACGGUGCCCCCACGGCCCGACGUGGUGGAGGCCCUCAAGUACAGCUCCGUGCGCCUGGUCUGCAAGGACUUUCGCGGCUCCAGCAAGCCCGACCAGGGGGGGCAGCACAAGGGCUGCUGUGCCAGCAUUGUGCUGAAGAUGAGCCCCAAGAAGGACCGGCUGAUCGUCACCGAGUGCCAGCUGGCCCACAACCACGCCCUGUGCCCCAUCGAGUUUGCCUACUACUUCAAGAAGGGCUACCUGAUGGCCAACUCAUGCUUGCCGGUGCGCACCACCAACAAGAUCUCCAAGCAGUUUGUGGGGGGGCCAGACGUGCGGCGCCUGCUCUCCUACUGCAAGAGCCGUGACCACGGGGUGCUGGACGUGCUGACCGUGCUGGACGGGCUCUUCGCCAGCGACCCCAGCGCCAAGGUCAAGCUGGUCUUCAUGGAGGACAAGGUCAUCGUCCAGACCAUCUUCUUCCUGAGCUCGCGCAUGAUGGCACUGAGCCGACGCUUCCCGCUCAUGCUGUUCUUCGACCGCAUGGUGGGGCUGAACGAGGAGUUUGACCUGUAUUCGGUGCUGUGCGUGGAUGGGGCGGGGCGCGGCCGCGAGGUGGCCUACUGCCUGACGCAGCGGGAGACGCCCGACCUGCUGCGCUUCACACUGGCCUCGCUGGUGCAGAGCGUGCCUGAGGUCAAGCUGCAGGUGCGGUGCAUCACGCUGGGCGUGGAGAUUGCCCACCUGGAGGCGGUGAAGGAGCUGCUGCCCAAUGCCCGCGUGCAGAUCUGCCGCUCCCAGGUACUGGAGACGCUCUUCAGCAAGGCUCAGGAGCUGGGUGCCGCCGAAGAUGAGCGCAUCUGGCCCCUGCUCUGCCGGCUGGCUGCAGCCAAGUCGCCGGCCGCCUACCAGCAGGCGGUGCAGGAGAUGAAGACCAUUCUCCCCCAGCGCUUCGUGCGCUACUUCCAGCGCCAUUGGCAGCCGCGCAGCGAGAUGUGGGUGCAGUUCUGGGCCUUUGAGACGGCCCGCAACGUCAACGCCUGCGAGCUGCUCAAGCAGCACCAGCGCCGGCUGCUGGCAGCCCUCAGUCCCUCGCCCACCGUGGCCCAGUGCAUGCUGGACCUGCUGGCCAUGCAGGUGGGCAGCGAGGCCCACGAGCUGGACGAGGGAGAGCUGGCCACGCACUACCGUGCCAUCUGCAAGCCAGAGCCGGCUGGACUGAUCGAGGAGGAGCUGGGCUUUGCACGGCACGGCCGCUACCGCUUCCAGGAGACGGCCGAGGGCUACCUGCUCCAUGACGGCCUGUCCGAGUUCGCCAUGGAUCAGGCCCUGACGCGCUGCUCCUGUUCCAUCUACACCUCCAGCCUGCUCCCCUGCCGCCACCUCUUUGCCACGCGCCUGCGCACCGGGCUGGCACUCUUUGACCCUGGCCUGCUGCACAGGAACCGGGCAGCACUGCUGGGCGCAUGCUAGGGCCGUGGGGCAGGGACUCCAGCUGCUCCGGGUGCUUACUGUGUAAGUCAGGGGGCCAGGCACUGGUGCGGGGCCGGCUGCACAUCUGCAGCUCGCACAGCAGGGGAGAAGCCAGCCCAUUGCCACGAUGGGGGUGCCCUGCGAUGACGUCAGGAUGGAGGAGAUACCUGGGUGCUGGUCCUGUUUGACUUGUUUUCACAGAGAAGAGAAAGUGGCAGGUGGUGCUGUCCUGUAGCUGAGAGCACCCACAGCCAGUGCCAGGCAGGGACCUCAGUGGGUUGGGUGCCCAUCAUGGGCUGGGUGUUGCUGUCCCAUAGCUCAGAGCACCUGCAGCCCAGGCCGGGUAGAGAUCCCAAGGUGUCUGUGUACCCAUGGUGGGCUGGGCACUGCUGGCCCGUAGCUGAGAGCACCCAGAGCCCCUGGCAGAGGUGGGUGGGUGGAUGUUGCCAUGUGGGGUGUGAUACUCUGGGGUGUCUGCGCCUGCCGAGGCGGGUGGGUGGAUGAUGCCAUGCAGGGUGUGACACUCUGGGGUGUCUGCGCUGCAGAAGUGGGUGGGCGGAUCAUGCCAUUUUGGGUGUGACGAUCGGGGGUUUCUGCGCUGCAGAGGCUGGCGGAUGAUGCCAUAUGGUGUGUGACGCUCUGGGGUGUCUGUGCUGUCAGAGGUUGGUGGGUGGAUGGUGUCAUGUGGGGUGUGAUGCUCUGUGGUUUUCUGUGCUGGCAGAGGUGGAUGGGUGGAUGGUGCCAUACGGGGUGUGACACUCUAGGGGUGUCUGCGCUGGCCGAGGUGGUUGGAUGGAUGAUGCCAUGCAGAGUUUGACACUCAAGGGGUGUCUGCGCUGGCAGAAGUGGGUGGGCGGAUGGUGCCAUGUGGGGUGUGACACUCUGGGGUGUCUGCGCUGGCAGUGGCGAGUGGGCGGAUGGUGCCAUGCGGGGUGUGAUGCUCUGGGGUGUCUGCGCUGGCAGGGGCGGGUGGGUGGAUGGUGCCAUGUGACGUGUGAUACUCUGGGGUGUCUGUGCUGGCAGGGGCAGAUGGUGCCAUGCGGGGUGUGAUGCUCUGGGGUAUCUGUGCUGUCAGAGGUGGGUCUGUGGAUGAUGUGGUGUGACGCUCUCUUUGUACAGAGAAUACAUUUUAUUCAAUAAACGUAUAUUUUCCUUUUUUGACCCUU